Molecule: messenger RNA, 5763 nt
Organism: Solea senegalensis (Senegalese sole)
Lineage: Eukaryota; Metazoa; Chordata; Actinopteri; Pleuronectiformes; Soleidae
Gene: nktr
Product: natural killer cell triggering receptor
Exons: 13
Coding region: 1376-5158 (1260 amino acids)
Biological process (GO): protein folding; protein peptidyl-prolyl isomerization
Cellular component (GO): nucleus
Molecular function (GO): peptidyl-prolyl cis-trans isomerase activity
Source: RefSeq, a predicted model, not a curated record
CGAUAUGUUAUAAAUGUACAUCUCAAUGCUUAAAUACCUGCAUGAGCAUACUAGUGCAUGUUGGUAACAUGUUUCAUGUGAUUUUAUAUUAUUUUUUUCUUACAUACAUCUCCAUUUGCCUUAAGAAUUUCAUUGUAUAGUGCUGUCUUCUAUUUAGUUACUGUAGUGGGCUUUAUUAAAUCAGCAUGGAGAGUAGAAUUCACUUUCCUGAAAGCUACGAUCUUCCUGCCUAAAAUUUUCAACAUAUUCUUUUAUUUAUAGAGUGGUCUUUUGCAAAAUGAGAAGGUAAGAGAUGAACACAGCUCAGUAACACCAUGUCAACAUUGUCCCCACCAACUUUCCUCAGUCAGGAAAAUAAAAUAAAAUGAAAACAGCGCAAAUGUUUGCAAGGGCUCAGAUGCAAAUUUGUAAGGAAGGAUUUGCCUUUCACACGCCUGCCUGCCUUCAAAGACCUCCAAAGCAUUUGGCUGCUCAAAUUACAUUUUAUGUUACCUACGUGAUAUUUCUAGCCACAGUACCCUUGAAACGAUCGCCAUGACAUGUAGUCAGGUAGAGAGAGACCAUUUCUUUGCAAAAUACUACCACAAUGUGUUUAACAUAAUUAGCCUCACAUCAUGUAUGUAGUUGUGUGUAUAUUCGGGCUAGAUUUGCACAUGCAAAGCUUUGCCUGUUUUAUUUUAGAUUAGAAUAACUUUAAUGUAUUCAAGUAGCUCAGGGAUAUUGAUGUUGUGUUAGUGCUUGAUUGAAAUCAUCUCAGCAUGUCGUCGAGUCUUUUGACUGUUAAAAUGGUGAACUAGCUUUAGAUGGGUGAUUUUUAAUUAUAGUUGGUGUGUAAUUUAUUUCACAGUCAGACACUAAUAGUACCUAGUUUUCCCCUUGGUCGUCUUCUCUCCUGCCUUUAAUUUCUUAAUUCUAACAUUUCUUGGCCCCCCUUGUAUUCACCAUCAUGGAUAUUUUAUCGAAAAGCUCCGGAAUGAUGAAAAUGUGACCUUGAUAUGAAGGAAGGCAAAGGAUGGAUAAUCUAUCUCAAGUAGGUUUCUUGCCAGAACACUUGUUGAUAUAAAUGACAGUCAAUAGUUUCUUUUUUGGAACGUAGUUAGAAUGAUACAAAGUCUGGGUAAGCAGUUGAGACUGGUUGGUGAGGUUUGAUGGAUUAAAAAAAAAAAACAAUACAUCCCUGAAAGUUUUUUGUCACAACUCAUCUGCAGACACACUGUGGGACUUAAAUCUCUCUUUCUCUGCUCAAAACAGACGAAAACUUCACUCUUAAACACGACAGAGCAUUCCUGUUGUCGAUGGCCAACCGUGGGAAGGACACGAAUGGCUCACAGUUUUUCAUAAACUCUAGCAUCCUGCUCUUCCAAGCACAACCAAGAUGGCACCACACCUCGAUGGAGUUCAUGUCGUGUUUGGUCUCGUCAUCUCCGGCUUCGAAGUGAUAAAGAAGAUUGAGGGGCUGAAGACUGAUUCAGCGAGCAGACCAUAUGCUGAUGUGAGAGUGGUGGACUGUGGUCAGCUGAUCACCAAGUCUGCAAAUGAUGUACUUGAAGGGAAGAGGAAAAGAACGUCUCAUUCUGCCGACUCAUCCUUCAACUCGUGUCACUCGUCAUCCCAGUUUUCGUCUUCGGUUGAAUCUGAAAGUGAAACCGCUGAAAAGUACAAACAUCACAAGCGAAAGCGACAUUCAAAGAGUAAACGUUCGAAAAAGAGAAGGAAGGUAUCGAAGAAGAAAGUCAGAGUUCUGCAUUUCAGUGAAAGCUCUGUGGAUGGACAGAUGCCAGAGGUGGAGAAUGAAGUGGAAGAAGAGAAGGAGCCUAGUGGAAAGAGAGAGAAGCCUGUAGUCCGAUUAGAGGAGAUCCCACCAGUGCCAGAGAACCGUUUUCUUCUGCGGCGAGACAUGCCAUCGCAGGAGGACAAAACAGAGAUAGCUGAGAACGUAGAAUCAUCUGUUUCGGCCGACCAGAAACCAGCUGUGUCCAAGUCUGGACGCAAGAUCAAAGGCAGAGGGACAAUGAGAUAUCACACUCCCACAAGAUCCAAGUCCCGCUCUGCGUCUGUGGAAGAACGUGGAAGCAGUGAAACUCCACCACACUGGAAGGAAGAGAUGAAAAGAACUAAAGUUUAUCAACCACCAAGUGUAGAGAGAUGGAGCAAAGGCGACAAAUUGAAUGACCAUUCUUCAAGCAGAUGGGACGACAGAGGCGACUCUGCAUGGUCCCGAACUCCGUCUGCAGAAGGCGCUUCAGACCACAGCUCGGAGAAGUCUAGCCUGCACCGCCGGAAGAAGAAGGAGAAGAAGAAAGCCAAACACAAGAAGAAGGCCAAAAAACGGAAACAUAGCAAGAAAAAGAGCUCCAAGAACAAACCAGAGGAGACAGACUUUUCCCAGGGUGAAAGGCCAGUGUCUCCCAGAUGUUCUUGUUCUCUGACUCAUUCCUCUUCAAGUCAGCACUAUUCGUCAGCUCGGAAGAGGCGCCGAUCCUCAUUGUCUUCAAGAUAUUCAAGAUCCUACUCUAGAUCCUACACUUCUAGUCGAUCCAGGUCUCGGAGAGGGUGUUAUUCACGAUCCAGAAGCCUCUCUAGAUCGAGAAGUCGAUCCCGGUCCAGGUCUUCAUCCUAUUCCAGGUCGAGGUCGAGUUCCAGGUACAGAUCCAGGUCCAGAUCCAGGUCCAGGACUCUUUCUCCAUCAAGAAAGAGAAGUUCAUCUAGAUCCUCAAGAAGGAAGAAAGCCAGCAACACCAAACCAGAUACAAUGACCCAUGUCACUGAAAAGCUUCCUGACAGCAAAGUCACACCUGUCUCCAGACCCACCGCUGCCCCACCUCCAGAAAAUGUACCUGUGAUCCCGCUAAGCGACAGUCCUCCUCCAUCACGCUGGAAGCCUGGUCAAAAGCCGUGGAAGCCCUCCUACUUCCAUAUUCAAGAAAUGAAAGCUAAAAUGGCUACCAGUGCUCUGUCGUCUACAGGACAAGUAGUUGAUAGUGUUACAGACAAACCUCAAUCUUCAAUUACAACAAAUUCUCUGCCAGAAGAUUCUGAAAACCACAGCGCAAGCAAAGCUGUGGUCCGCUCGCGCAGCCGAUCCUCCAGGAGCAAGUCCUACAGCCGAUCAUACAGUCGUUCCCGAAGUAGAAGUUACAGUAGGUCCAGGUCCAGGACUCCUCACCAGUAUCACAGCAGGUCAUCUUCCUACAGCAGGUCAGACUCUGAAAAAUCCCAGAACACCAGGGGGAAAGAGAAGAAUUCACUAGUCAAAGAAUGGAAAGAAUAUUAUAACUCUCUGAAAAGAAUAAAACAUGUAGAUAAGUACAUUUCACUCGGCAGUAGUCAGGAUCCUCAUUCUGGAUCGGGGAACAGGGCAGGCAGUGAGAAGAGUCUUGAUAUCAAUGUCUCCAGGAGAGGUUCAUCUUUGGAGAAAGGGGACUCACAAGAUCAAGAGUCAAACCUCUACAGCUCGGUGCCAGUCAAGAGUUUAAAUGACAAGUCUGAAUGGGAUAGUGACAGUGAUAAAUUGAGCCAAAAUAACAGUAACACUUUAUUGAAAAAGCAGACGCAAACUGCUCCUCCCAGUGAGCUUCCUGACAAGAAGUUUUUUGCUAGUUGGAACUCAGAGAGCGACUCUGAAAAUAUGACAGCAAGGGCAUUAGCCAUAUCUGAAAAAGAAGAAGGGGAGGCCAGUUCAGAAUCGGAGUGCAACACUUGCGAAAAGAUGCCUGAGGCCUCCAUAACCUUAGUGCAAACGAUUGCUGCAUCUAGUUCUUCAGAGGAAGGUCCCGAAAAGGCCUCAGUGCCAGAGAAGCGCAAGAGCAAGAAGAAAAGUAAACGCAAACAUAAACGUAAGAGGAGAAGUGGGAACAAGACCUCCUCUCACCAUCACAGGAAGGGCAAAGGUAAGAGAUCCAAGAGGAAACAUCAGAAGCUGAAGGAGACUUUUCUCUGGCAACCGCCUCUCGAGUUUGGGGAGGAGGAAGAGGAGGAGGAGUCUAAAAAGGAGAAAAACAAUCCUAUUAGAGGUGAAAAAGAAAGACCUGGUGUUAACAGUGUGAAUGAUGGGGACCAAAGUGUUGUCUCUUUAAACAAAAAUCCAAGUAGUGAAGAAGACAAAGGGCAACACAGGACAAAGGAAUGUAUUCAUAAAAAUCCCAAACAAACUGAACCUCACCAGUCAUCCAGUAACAAUGCUAACAAUGCUAAUAGUGCUAGUUGUCCUAGUAUCAAAGAGCAAGAGCCUUUAGAUGACAUGGACAUUUGUACUCCAGAGCAUGACGUUGAAAUUGAAGAACUUUUAGUUACAAGCGGUUCUGUUGAAAACACGCGUGAAGCGAUGAUAAAAUCGACCUCAAAGUCUUCAGAUGUAGCAAAUAAAUCUAGUGCCUUUCCUCCAAGCAAAGACGGGUCUGCCGUCACCUCCGCGGCAACAGCCGGUGGUCUUCAAGAUGAAGCAGCGACCAGCAAAUCUACCAGCGCUGUGAUAAACUUUAAAUGGAGACCUCUGAAAGGAAUGUCAGGUGUACAAAACAUGCCAGCUGUCACUGCGAAAAACAUCCACAUUCAACAGAAGCAGAAUGCCAACGCACAGGGAGUAAGAAUGGAGAUAAAAAGCAAAAGCCGGGUCAGGCCUGGGUCUCUGUUCGACGAGGUGCGAAAGACAGCGCGGCUGAACCAAAGACCGAGGAACCAGGAGAGCUCCAGCGAGGAAAAGUCUCCUUCAGAGGGAAGCACCAGGGGAGCGUCUCACACUCGCUCCUUGAAGAAGUCCAGAAAGUCUCGCUCCGUCUCCAGUCAUCGGUCUCGCUCCAGAGGGUGGUCACACUCCUCCAGCAGGUCCAGCUCCAGCUACUCAUCCAGGAGUCGUAGCAGGAGUCGGAGGAGACGUGGAAGAGGACGUUCCCGCAGCAGUACAUACCGGAGUUACAGGAGUCACAGUCGGACGUACAGUAGAAGUCAUUCCAGAAGUCACUCGUACAAACGCCAUCGGAGAUCCAGGUCAGACUCCUAUGACAGUUACUCCAGUCGGAGUCGGAGUGCGAGCAGGAGACGAGGGCACAGACGCAGUGACAGCUACAGGAGUUCAGACCACCGGUCCCGGUCGUACCUGUCCUCCAGUCGCAGUUCUUCCAGGCGUCGGAGCCACAGUCGUAGCAGACGCUACAGCUGAGCCUCGUGCAGUCUGUGAGCUUCACUUCUGACACACAAAAUCCGGAUGCUGUACACAAACUAUAUCAAUUACAGACCAGCAACUAAUGCCCCUAGAGUAAGUGUUACAUAACAGUACAUUUUCCCCGUGUACACUGAUAUGACCGGCUUAAAAAAAAAUGUUGAAGAAUGUUAUUGAAUGUAAAUAAAUUAAAAGAAACAUUCUUGACAAGCAACACAUGAGUCAAAGCAGCCACUCAAGAAAAAAUAGUGUAGGUGGAAACCAUAGCUCCUUACAAAUUAUAUGAAAAAUAAAAAUGUAAAUAUUUUAUAUUAUUGUACAUAUGUGUACUCAUUUUCUAAUUUAGAUUUUUAUUCACUGAAGUGUGCAAAUGUGUUUGAAUGUGACUAAGCCUUUGAGCUGUGAUGUGUUUAUGAGUUUAAGGUCAGUAAGUUUAAAAAAAAAAUAAAAUCAACGGGAAAACAAAGUUUUUGUUGCAUUUUCAAACUUAAAAUUUCUCAGUUCCCUUUGUUACCGUAACGUGAACGUUUAAAGCGACUAAAAGUAUGUUUUAUUCAAACAGUUAAGAAUGUUUAUACUGAAUAAAAUUCCACCACAAACUGUAA